UGAAUAUAUUACACGCUAAAAUACCCCAUUCUGACUCGCGGUUUAAUAAUCAAUUUAGUCACUGGUUUUGACGCUAGGUACCAAUCAAAAUGUACGGCUAUCUGCAAGUUAUUAUUUUUCCAUUCCAGCUGUUGAUUUUGGCAUUGGUCAUUGGAAUAGUGAUCUCUCCCAACAUCAAAGAAUUUAUUGAUCAAGGCUCAAGGAUUAGUCCUGAAACAAACCUUGGACUUUCCAAGAAAUCCGGAGCCGAAAUUCAGAAUUACCCUGAAGAAGCCGACUUUGAUCACAUCCAAAAGUCUUUGAUUGCUCAAGUCAGGAGAUUUCCAGCAAAUGAAGAUCUUCAGGCGAACUCUCCUUUGAAGAAGAAAAUUAAACCAGUCCGCCUGUUAAGCACCAAGGUAGACAAGGAUCAAGCGAUGUGCGCAUUAGAAGAUAUCUUUGGAACUCAAAAGGGGAAAGAGGGGGAGAUAAACAUGCCGCAUGAUCGCAAAGCCAAUCUACUCAGGCACCUGGAACCAAAUAAUAUGCGGGAAUUUGUAGUCAAAGCGGUUUCAAAAGAUUUAUGGAAGAAAUGGACUGAGAAGAAGCUCAAUACAAAGCUACUUUACUUGAUGUUAUAUUUGAUGAACAUUCGGGAGCCCAUGGAAAAUUUUGUUGAGGUUGCACCAUUCGUGCCACUGGUAAUUUGGUCAGAGUUACGAAAGUUGUGGAGGGCGUCAAAAUUGCAAUGGGAAUCUGCGGAAACGCAGAUAAGGACUCUUUUCCCUGACCAAUUUGAGGCCAAAAGGCGUCUGUUAAGCUUUCGUCGCCUUCUUCAUAGAGUGACUAUAAGCCUACGAUGGAGUCAAUUCAGAUGUCAACAGAUGAUAUUAGGUCGAAUCCCACCCAGCGAGCUUGAUGAUCUAGAAGAUGCUUAUGGUUUAUCAGUUGAAUGCAAUUUCAAUGCGGACAAUGUGGAUAAGAUUCCGAGAAGACACUGGCGUUGGGAUACUGCGGUUGGCUCUGGCGGUAGUUGGACCGUUGGUAGCAUUCUUGAAAGUCUGUGUGGUAGGAAUGAGGCAAGAAGACGCCAAGAAUUAAAUGAUUACAAGAUGAAUCGAAAGGGGCCUGACCUGCACUGGCUAAAGCGCGUAUUAAUUGAACGCCGCGCUGAUCGAUAUGGGGUGGAUGUUUUGACAGCUUGCAAGAUAGCAGAUUCACUCCAAUUAUACUGCGAUUUCCUCAUUGGCGACGCUUUCGGACGCAUGACAUUCGACGAAUCAUUUGCUCAAAUUCUCGAAGUGCUCGCCGAGCAAGGUAAGGAUUUCCCUGGGCCUGAGUCCCCUGAGCAAACUUGGCUUCAGUGGGUCUACAAAUCAGAAUACAAGCAACGUUUGAUCAAGCUGGCCAGAUCCAUUGAAGUGUCCGAAAGCGAAAACCCACUUUCAACGGCGGCAGUGCGAAAGCUGUUGCGGAGCAAUAGAAGCUUGAAAGGUAGUUAUGGGAGCGGUUUGCAGAUCCUGUUCUGGUGUCAACUAGGGCUUGAUCUUGAUGAAUGGGUCAGAAUCGCACAGAUCAAGCAGUCAGGUGACCCGGAGCAGAUAAAGGACCUGGUGAUUAGCUUGAGCAAGAUCUCGGGGGUCGAGAAAAAACGCCUACAAUGGUGGCAUCAAGCUAUGAAUGCAUAUGGUACUGCUGAGGAAGCUGGUCUUGGAAUUGCGCCGCACGCUCGGCUGAACCUUUCGCAAUCUUUCUACCCGCGUAUAAGAGUCCCUUGGAUAAUCCUCAAACAACGUGCCUGGCGCUUCUUGAGGAACACAUUCCAUCAAUUGAAGCCCUGGGAUUGUGCCUAUCGGCAGUCAGGUGUGGUGACCCGAGCAGAGUCACGGUCAACUCGUAUCGGUAAGAUCGUUACCACGGUCUACUCCCGUGGUCAAUAGUGGCCGGGUCUCGAGUGCAACACAUUGUUGGAUCAGGUAUGCCUGUAGUUGUGAAUUUUGAACAAACAGAUUUCUUGCUUCAAAUUUAAAACCGGAGAUUUUGUUUUUGUCGGUGUGUCAUGAAGACUUACGGUGUGAUCGUUGUCGAUGAAAACUCUCCGGAUACAUUGUAGCCACAAAGCUAAAUCUCAGUGUUAAUAAUUAUGUAUGCGUGUUUUGCGCUUGUCACGUGUGUUCCGGGUAGACUAGAAUCAGUAGUAUCAACAUGUGUUCAUUUGUUUAGGGUUUUUCAAGCUUCAGUUCGCUUUGUCUCUCUUUUUUUUGGCUCCUGCUUUUGGGUUUCAAAAAGUAAUAGGACGGUACAUGUCCGACUUUUUAGUUAGCUUACUGGGCCGCUGUUUUGGUAAAAUCUUACUGCAAAAUUAAUAGCUUGGUCAAAAGAAAUCUUACGGUUUACCUGUUGGUUGCUGGUUGAUAUCAUCUUCUCUCAAAAUAUGGAGAUAUCCCAGCCAACUUAAUGAUCAUGCUGUUUCCAUCUGCUGGUUCAGUGCCAAUGUGACCAAUUUUUUUUUCAUAAACUUUACUGUUCUUUUUUAAUAUCAGCAAUCUGGUGUCUGAUCAGGGAGCUAGCGAAAAGUGCAGACAUG
This is a messenger RNA of Puccinia graminis f. sp. tritici CRL 75-36-700-3, 2566 nucleotides long. RefSeq lists its product as uncharacterized. The transcript has a single exon. Bases 90 to 1919 code for a protein of 609 amino acids. NCBI's taxonomy places the organism in Eukaryota, Fungi, Basidiomycota, Pucciniomycetes, Pucciniales, Pucciniaceae. The record is from RefSeq and is a predicted model, not a curated record.